Messenger RNA from Fundulus heteroclitus (mummichog), 1767 nucleotides. RefSeq names its product leukemia inhibitory factor receptor-like. Gene Ontology annotation, molecular function: cytokine receptor activity; protein binding. The record is from RefSeq and is a predicted model, not a curated record. Lineage: Eukaryota; Metazoa; Chordata; Actinopteri; Cyprinodontiformes; Fundulidae. Gene Ontology annotation, cellular component: external side of plasma membrane. Gene Ontology annotation, biological process: cytokine-mediated signaling pathway. The transcript is spliced from 9 exons. The coding region runs from base 220 to 1563 and encodes 447 amino acids.
CAGCCGCUCCGUUUCCUGUUAGGAGGUCCUCAUGGAUUUCACAAUCUCUGUGAACUCCUGCAUUUGCACAGUACGUUCGGUUGGCUGCGUCUGCAGGGAGGGCUGUUUCUGGGAGUAACCCAACACUCCGACAUCAUUCAGUUUGACUCAAAGCUCCAGGAUCCCUCUGAGUGAUCCGGACCUCUUUAUUUUCUUUUAAUUACAUCUAAAACAGAGUGGAUGGUUGACAGUUUAAAUAAUCACAACAUGUGGGAGCAGAUAAGGAGAAGGAGGAUGAAAAUGAUUGCGACCUGGCUUUUCUUGUUGCUUCUGUUGAGUCUGAGUGAACAAGACGGACAGCAAACAGGUGUUUCACGAUGCGGACCUCAGAACCUAACCGUCUGGGGUUUGGGUCAGACGCUCCUGGCAGAGUGGGAAGACGACGCAUCAUGCUUGGCUCUGAAUGACCCGAUCACCUACAAUAUGACAGUUCUCAUUGAAAACAAAGAAGUUUAUUCUGAUAAAGUCUCUGUGAUGCCGGACGACAUUGGAUCGACUCAUUCCUGGAACUGGACGUCUUAUUUGCCGUUGGAGUGUGCUUCUCACACCUUCAGGCUGAGAUCCCUAGUCCAAAACCAGAUGAGCCAGCUGGAACAAGAAAAGACUCUUCCUGGAGGUCAAACUGGCUCUGGUGGGGAAAGAGUCUUCCCUCAGGAUGCGGUGUUUGAUGUUGGCAGCACCGCCACCUUCUGCUGUGUCGUCCCAGAUGGUGAAAAGUUUGAUAAGAUGUUUCUGAGUAGAUCCACAGGCAGAAACAUGAGCAUCACCAAGAUCAGUGAGCAGAGAUACGCCCUGACUUUGCAGCUGGAGGAAGUCCCAGCUCAGGGUCUUGAUGUCUUGUGUAUGACCAAAGAACCAUCAAAGGGACACUAUGGAUCUACUGUUUUUGUUGGCUACCCACCUGAUGUUAGAGAUCUUUGGUGUGAAACUCGGGAUCUGGAGUCAGUGGAAUGCCUCUGGAGGGAAGGAAGAGGCACAAUGGUGGUAGCAAAGAGUCCGACACAGUAUCAGCUGGAUGGAAGUAAAUGUGACUCUGAAAAUAAAGGAAGAUGCUCUAAAAAGCUAAAGGUCGAAGUUGGUGAGAAGAACUGGACUCUAACAGCUUGGAACCACCUUGGAAAGGUGGAGAUCCAAGACACUGCAGAUCUGACCAAGAGAGUUCACAUGUUGGCUCCACAUGAGCUAACAGUUGCUGAUGUAAACGCCAGGACUGCCAUACUUAGCUGGAGGUGGACUGUGAAGUGGUACGAUAACCUGAGCCUGACGUGCCAGACCAACAUCACAGACACAGAGGGGCAUUUUCCCCAGAUUGAACACGGUGUCGGGCUGAAAGCUGCCAUUUUAACUGAUCUGAGACCAAACUGGGAAUAUCAAGUGAAGGUCCGGUGCAGAACAGCUGAACAUUUCUGGAAAUGGGGCACAUGGAGCAAAACCGUGACCUUUCGCACGUUGGGUGAUGUUGUGGAGGAGGAGACCAGAGACUGUACCAGGCUGGAGCAGACGAGAGACGGUGAAGAUGACUGAGGUUGGAGACGCGGCAGAGCUGGAGCAGGCAGUAGACUGGGACCGGCAGACUGAGGUAGAGAUCUCAGGCAGGCAGACGUAGGAAAUUCUGUCUGGCAGACAUAUGAAGCUCUGUCUGGCAGAUGUGGGUAGCACUGGCAGGACGAGGUUUGAGUGAAGAUGAUAUGGUGGGGAAGAGCUGACUGAGGAGAGCUUUUAAAGAGA